Messenger RNA from Suhomyces tanzawaensis NRRL Y-17324, 278 nucleotides. RefSeq lists its product as uncharacterized. The record is from RefSeq and is a predicted model, not a curated record. The coding region runs from base 104 to 259 and encodes 51 amino acids. NCBI's taxonomy places the organism in Eukaryota, Fungi, Ascomycota, Pichiomycetes, Serinales, Debaryomycetaceae. The transcript has a single exon.
CUGAUGUAGUGGAACAACAACGUCUGCCACGGCUCCUCUGCCAUGACAGCAAGACGUGGCUGUCACCUGGAGAUCCCACCAAUCGGUGCCAGAGUAUAGUAUUAUGUUGCUGCCACCUCUCUCCCAUCCUCUCCCUCUCCCCCCACUAAGCCAGCUGCUCCCAAUCCCCGUGUCGCUCCGGUCGUGCAACGCUCGCUACCACUGGACCUACGCGCGGAUCCAGGUGACGAAAUCAAUGUACGCGCGACACAAGUCAUAACCCAGAAUUGACAUAAGUG